CAAGUGCAACACGUCGCGGACGACAUAAUAGCGAUACUUUGCGGUUUAGAUUCGUCGGUCACACGUCGUCAAUAUUCCCGGGAAAAGGACCAAAGGCGAACCUUUCUUGGUCAGAAAAACAAAAAACAGUGGCAAAUACAAGAGGAGCAAAGAAAAGCAAAGCAAGGCAGGAGUAGUGACAAACACACACGGAAAACUUGGACACAUACGCCCAGCUUGUUGCUCGCUGUGGGCGUGGCAACAACGAAAAAGACGAAAAACAACAAGGACACACACAUGUGUCCUGCCAGUGUGUCGCGGAAAUUUUUGUGCGGAAAUUAUAGAAAUUUCGCUUUUUGAUUUCAUUUUCAUUCCGCUUUCGUUGCGAACCUCUUACCACUCGGCACACCACCACCCACAACCCACCGCCACCCCUUUGUACACCUGUGCGAAAAGGCAUCGAGAAAUGCCCAAGGAGCCCACCGCCGUCGGUGUCCAGUUGGCUUCGUCGUCCUUGCACUGACAAAUUUCCUUGCAUAUCCGCUCCAGGACUUCGGAACUUUGACUGCAAACAAAACCGUCAUUUGCGUGGCGCGUCGCUGUCGCGUUCACUUGUCGCAUAUCCGUCGCCAUUUUGACAAUAAUUUCAUUUCCGGUCGGCAAUUUGUACGCACUUGAGUGAGUGAUUAACUGCAUCGACCAUAAGCGAUUGUGAAGUGCUUACCUAUCCCGCCGGAAGUCCGAAAGAUAGUCGACGUGGAGUCUCAUUUUUGGAUAAACUUAAUUACAUAAACAGGCACAAUCCUGAGAGUCAAGUGGAAUCCCUUGUUUAGCCAACAGCCAGCCAUCGAGGCUCCCCAGGCGUGCGCCAUGUACGAGAACUCCUGUUCGUAUCAGACGGCGCUGGACCUGAAGCGAGUGUCGCCGCCCACUCUCGCCCAGGUGAAGACGGAGGACUGCCUGACCCUCGGACAGUGCUCGCCGGACUGGACCUCGUAUCGCUUCCACCAGUCCACCUUCGAGCAGCUGAAGCAAAGCGUCGAAAAGGCCAAGGCGGCGCUUCAGGACCGCAGUAGUUUCUUCGGGGCCAGCAGUGCCUUCAGUGACAUCUACUCCAGCCAGCGCUUGACGGACACCCUCGACACCCUGCCCGUUCAGUCCGGGAACGGAGCUGGCAAUUGCCUCGGCCUCCCACACAAUCCCAAUGUCGGAGUGGGCGUGGCCGGAGUGCUCAACUACAAUGCGGUUAGCAGCAGUACGGCCGGAGUGCUGGGCAGCAGUGGGAACAGUGUCCAGAGACACCGGUUGGACACUCUGCAGCCGCCGCCCGGCUGCUCGCCCGCCGUCACCCAGCACGGCGUCAUCACGUCCAGUGCCGGACAGGUCACGUCCGGAACUCUGGAUGCGGUGAGUGCGGCUCCGGCACUGCCAUCGCUAACAGCGUCCAGCUCCUCGCAUGUGGAGCACAAAGUCAGGGCAGAUAAAUCCUCGCUGGACUGCGCUACCACAUCCUCGCAUGCAGCGGUGCCCUCGUCCUCGUCCUCGACCAGCGACCAUCAGCAGGGCAGGAUCAGCGGCAGCAAGAGCAGCAGCACCAGUGGCGCCGGGGCAGGGGGAUCGGCAUCAGGAGCAGGAGGCGGCUCUGCACUGUAUUCCUCGUACAAAUCGUCGUGGGGCUCCCACAGUUCGACACAAUCGCAAGGUUACAGCUCGAACGCCUUGGGCAUCAAACAUGAUCCGCACUCACAACUACGGCAACCUGAUCCAUAUCAAAUGUUCGGACCCACCAGCAGCAGACUGGCCAGCUCAGGCUCUGGCCAGAUCCAACUGUGGCAGUUUCUGCUCGAGCUGCUCUCGGACUCCAACAACGCCAGCUGCAUCACCUGGGAGGGCACCAACGGCGAGUUCAAGCUCACCGAUCCCGACGAGGUCGCCCGCCGCUGGGGAGAGCGCAAGUCCAAGCCGAAUAUGAACUACGACAAGCUCAGUCGGGCCUUGAGAUAUUACUACGACAAGAACAUAAUGACCAAGGUGCACGGCAAGCGGUAUGCGUACAAAUUCGAUUUCCAAGGCCUGGCAGCUGCCACUCAGCCGGCGGCCAGCGAUCCCACCUACAAGUACCAGAGCGACUUGUUCAUGACACCAUAUCACCACAGCGCCAAGCUCAGCUCGUUCAUGAGUCCGCACCACGGCAUGACCUCAUCAUCAGCUUCGAUCUUCCCGUCGGCCGCCUCGUGGGGCAACUGGGGCAGUCCGGCCACGAACCUCUACCAGCCGCACUCGAUGAGCCACGUGACCCCCUCCCACGUGGCGCCCCACCUGAGCAGCUAUCCCCACUACGCAUGACCAUCAUCGUCGGGUGGCGCCUUC
Molecule: messenger RNA, 2349 nt
Organism: Drosophila takahashii
Lineage: Eukaryota; Metazoa; Arthropoda; Insecta; Diptera; Drosophilidae
Gene: Ets65A
Product: DNA-binding protein D-ETS-3
Biological process (GO): cell differentiation; regulation of transcription by RNA polymerase II
Cellular component (GO): nucleus
Molecular function (GO): DNA-binding transcription factor activity, RNA polymerase II-specific; sequence-specific DNA binding
Source: RefSeq, a predicted model, not a curated record